UGCUCAUGGCCUUGUAUUAUCAGUGGCGAUGCGAUGAUUGACAAUUGAUACUGCCAUCGAGUACGAAGAACCUAGUAGUGACAAUAUGUGUGGCCGCUAGAUAUUUAAGCCAACAGCACGGCAGCGCUAGGCAUACAUCGCCCGACCCCACGAACCCUGUGUCCCUCGUAGAUCAAGUUAUAUCAUCUAGACUCAUUGCCAAUGUGCUUCAAUUGCCAACCAAAUCAGAAAUGCGAUAACAUGAUAGUAUCCAAAUACCAAGACAAAUACCAAGAAAAAAUGACAGCUCGUCGACGAUUGCGAUGGGAUGACAUCAUCCGCCGUGAGGCCUGUUACGUCAGGCACCACGCUGGUUGGGAGCCUGAGGAAACUGACAUCGCCAUCAACGAUAAAACCCGCCACUCUGGACUGAUGGAAGAAGGAACUUCUACCACGGUGCCUCUAGAGCCUCCACCACUCCCUUAUUCACUGUAUACCAGAAAGAAAUCUAUCGCCAUCUUCUGGACGAUUUUUGUGCUCGAUACACUGGCCCAACCUCUGGUGCUCUACUGGGCCCUCUGGUUCGCCACGGAUCUGUCUCACAAUGUGGUCUUCUCCAUCGUCACUGCGUCCCUCGGGGGUGUCUCCGUCUUCGAAUACCUUUACCGUCUCUAUCACUUGAUCCGAAAAGAUUCAAAGACUCGGCCAUUGAACGCAAGAAAAUCAUGGCUGGAUUUCUUCCAUAUCAAUUUCACAAUCGUCUGGUUGAUUCUGGCAGUUGAGCUCAUUGUUGGUACGGUGCCUGAGGAACCAUAUGUACGCCUUGUCGCAAUGGUCCUUCCCACCGUAAUGUUCUACUUCGGUGGCGUCUACCUUACCCUCGAUAUGCUCCGCAUUUGUGGAUUCAAGGCCCCCUUCCGAAUAUCCUCCACACCCAAGGGCUCUGUGAUGCCCACAGCCCUCUAUGUCCUCAUCGAAGACGUCGUCGCCGUCGACGGAGGCGGCGGCCAGAUCUACCGCCACGCACUGCGCAACCGAUACCUUUCGAGCCCAUACUUCCGAAGCAUGCUCUUCGAAAUGAACAUGUUCUGGGCAGGUGGCUCAAUCGUCUGUGCAGCUGCCAUUACCGCCAUAAUCUUCACGACCUCGGAACCCGUCGCCUACACUCUGGGCUGGUCGCUCCCCUUCGCUUGGGCCGGCGUCUGGACCCUCAUCACCAUCCCCUGGGUGCAAAGCGACCUUCGCCGCGAAAAGAAAGCCUGGAGGGAGAAUCGCGGGCAAGGAGACGUGCCAACAUACACCGAUGUCGUCGGCGCCCCGACGGCCCGGACCCGCCUGGAAUCGGUCCAGGACCACGUCCAGGACCACCUCCCGAGUUUCUUGCCCUGGGGGCGGGAAAAGCAGUCGUCGCCGACUACUCCGUCUGAUGGUCACUCGAACGUGUGAUCGUCUCCUCAGCCUUCUCUUCAAUCAAAUCAAAUUACAAAGCAGGUUAACCAGUUUUAACGGUCGUUAUGCUUGCUAUUAUGAAUGAAUGCAUCUGGCGUUGGGAUGGAACUGUCAAUUCACGGACGCGGGAACAUCGGACAGCGUCUUUCAUCGAUCGAACACAAGCAGAAGCUAUGGCGAGAUGUGUGAUGUAUAUAGAUACCCCAG
Messenger RNA from Aspergillus novofumigatus IBT 16806, 1635 nucleotides. RefSeq lists its product as uncharacterized. The transcript is spliced from 7 exons. The record is from RefSeq and is a predicted model, not a curated record. Bases 202 to 1425 code for a protein of 407 amino acids. NCBI's taxonomy places the organism in Eukaryota, Fungi, Ascomycota, Eurotiomycetes, Eurotiales, Aspergillaceae.